AUGCCGGCUGGGCAUGCCUUUCGUGUCAGGGCCUUGUAUCGUCGCAUCUUGCAGUUACAUCGCGUUCUGCCCCCAGACCUCAAAUCCCUGGGGGACCAGUACGUGAAGGAUGAAUUUAGGAGACAUAAGGCCGUUGGUUCUGAUGAGGCCCAGCGCUUCCUACAGGAGUGGGAGGUAUAUGCAGCAGUGUUAUUCCAACAAGCUAACGAAAGCAGACAACAUUCAACUGAAAAAGCAUCUUUUGGAAUUGCUCUACCAGAAGAAAAACUUAACGACUUUCGUGAUGAACAGAUUGGACAGUUGCAGGAGCUGAUGCAAGAAACCACUAAACUCAAUAGGCAAUUUAGUAUUACUGAGUCUACAGAGCCAAAGUCUUAG
This is a messenger RNA of Elephantulus edwardii (Cape elephant shrew), 378 nucleotides long. It is a transcript of the gene SDHAF3, whose product is annotated as ACN9 homolog (S. cerevisiae). Bases 1 to 378 code for a protein of 125 amino acids. The transcript is spliced from 2 exons. The record is from RefSeq and is a predicted model, not a curated record. Gene Ontology annotation, cellular component: mitochondrial intermembrane space; mitochondrion. Lineage: Eukaryota; Metazoa; Chordata; Mammalia; Macroscelidea; Macroscelididae. Gene Ontology annotation, biological process: mitochondrial respiratory chain complex II assembly; succinate metabolic process.